Molecule: messenger RNA, 2403 nt
Organism: Pyricularia pennisetigena
Lineage: Eukaryota; Fungi; Ascomycota; Sordariomycetes; Magnaporthales; Pyriculariaceae
Exons: 3
Coding region: 1-2403 (800 amino acids)
Molecular function (GO): protein binding
Source: RefSeq, a predicted model, not a curated record
AUGGAAGACGAUGACAGAGAAUCCAACGCAAGCUCAGACAAUGAACAGGAUGAGGUGAUGGAGGACGCCGUGGAGGAGCCCGACGCCGAAGAUAACGAGGGAGAAGACGAAGAAGAUAACGAAAACGAGAAUGAUGACGAGGAGGAGGACGACGGCGAGAAUGAAGAUCCCGAUGUCGUGCAAGACAAGCCCAGUAACGAUAAAACCGUCACCGGCAAGGAGAUCGCCGCCGCCGCCACCGAUGGAGGAGACGGCGUCUCCCUGGCGAGCCAAAAGCGGCCAGGCAGCAGUGGCAGCAAUACCAACGAUGGCAGCAAGGACGACCGUGUAGCAGGAAAGGCACCAGAGACAGAUGCGACGCGGGAAAAGACGCCAGCGACGCCAAUCAAGCCCGGGUGGCGACCCAAGAUAGACCCGACGCGCAUCUCGGCGCGGCUCUACGACAUUGUGCCCACCAUGGCGGCUCCGCAGGCCACGAGCAUCAAUGCCUUUGCUGCGACGCCCGACCAGCGCUUCUGGGUCACGGGAGGGUCGGACGGAUAUGUGCGGAAGUACGAUGCCCAGGGCACCAUAAACGGCAAGCUACCAUUGACGGUGGCACAGCGUCAUCCGUUUGUUGACUCUGUUGUCAAGGCCGGCAUUCUGAUGAGCUACUGGGAAAACGAAGAGGUUUCAGGGCCCAGCGGUGGUAGUGGCAGCACCAGUGUUGGAGUCGGAGGAGUCGGGAGCAGCAGCGGCGCCUUGGCCUUUGGAGUCGGCGCGGCUACCCACGAUCACAUCCUCAGCCCCGUGUACAGUAUCGCGGUGCAGGCCCAGGGGCUAUGGGUGCUGUCGGGUACAGAAGGCGGCGGCAUCAACCUGUCAAGUGGGCGCCACGAGGAAGGCAAGCGUAUUGCGUGCUUACACAAGCACAGCAGCGCUGUCAGCGUGCUGACCAUGUUACCAGACGAGAAGACGGUGCUGAGCGGCAGCUGGGACAAAACAGUUGCCGACUGGGACCUUAACAAUGGUCAGGUCCGGCGGACCUUUGUUGGCAGCGGCAGCCAGAUCUCGGUCGUGGAGCUCAGGCCGCUCUGUGGCGCGCCCGUGCCGUCCCUAGGGGCAUUGUUUGACGACGAAACCAACGGCGAUGUCAAGGGCGUAUGGUCCACCAUGAGCAGCAACAACGACGCCAAGUUCCGCAAUGGGUCGUUGGGCAACGGCAUCGUCAAUGGUAACUCGAGCGCCAGUGGCUCCGGGGCCAAUGGUGCAGCGGGUCUGGGCGGUACUGCCUCUGGUGCUGCUGGCGGUGAUGGUGGAGUAGGAACCGCGUUUGCACAAACGGCUUCACCGGCACACGAAAGUCUUUUCGGCAGCCCGGCAGGGUCCUUGUUUGGCGACGACACCAUUGGCGGCAAUGGCAAUGUGUUUGGGGACGAUGAUGACGACUUCAAUACUCACACCAUGGACAUGGACCUUAACGGGGGAGGCGAGACAGGUCAGAACGGUGGUGUCGGUUCUGGUCCUACCGCGGACGAUAUAGCCAUGGGUGGCACUGACGAGGGGCCGGCUGGAGAUGCUAUCGGAGACGCUGGCAAAAAUGCAGUCUCCGCUGCUGAACCUGCUACUGCCACCGCUGCUGCUACAGGGGAAGAUGUAGCUAGAGUAUCUCAGACAAUGACCUCGGCGGACACACAACUGCCACCACCUACAGCACCGCUGGCAACAUCCGCCAUGUCAACAUCGUCAAAUACCGAAACCGACGUCAACAAAGAGUCAGCCUUGUCGUCAGAGCCAGCUGUCCCUGCUGCUACCGCUGCUACUGAAAAUAACACAGACCAACCGAAUAUUGUCUUCAACUCUGCUGCGCCGGCACACGCGGAUCCCACCCAGAUGUCUGAUCAGGUCUUCCUAUCAGCCUCGAUCGACGGCACGCUGCGUAUCUGGGAUCGACGUGUACCUCGUGAUCCAGUGGCCCGCAUCGGCACCCGCCCGGGAGUUCCGCCGUGGUGCAUGGGGGCAUGCUGGAGUCCCGAUGGAAACUGGAUUUACGCAGGUCGCCGCAACGGUACCGUUGAGGAAUAUAGCAUCCAUAAGGCUAGGUCGGGCUGGGCCCCCGAACGUGCUCUGAAGCUGCCCGCGGGGAGUGGUGCCGUGAGCGCCGUAAGAGCCAUGCCCAAUGGGAGGCAUCUUGUUGUUGCAUCGCACGACAUUCUCCGGCUUUACGACCUCCGCGAUAGCUCCGCCUUCAAAGGUUCCUCGGUCCCCUUCCUCAUCGUACCUGGUCCACCCCGCGCAGGUGUCAUUGCGCAACUAUACAUUGACCCAUCGGCCCGCUUCAUGGUUUCAAUUGCGGGCACGCGCGGCUGGGAUGGCACUUCGACCGAAUGCCUGGUGGGUUACGAGAUUAAUGUCGCCGGGUAG